Apaloderma vittatum (bar-tailed trogon) is the source of this 742-nucleotide messenger RNA. RefSeq names its product claudin 10 (gene CLDN10). Bases 42 to 482 code for a protein of 146 amino acids. Gene Ontology annotation, cellular component: bicellular tight junction; plasma membrane. NCBI's taxonomy places the organism in Eukaryota, Metazoa, Chordata, Aves, Trogoniformes, Trogonidae. Gene Ontology annotation, molecular function: structural molecule activity. The record is from RefSeq and is a predicted model, not a curated record. The transcript has 4 exons. Gene Ontology annotation, biological process: cell adhesion; bicellular tight junction assembly.
UCUUUCUCACCGCAGGUUACAUCCAGGCCUGCAGAGGACUGAUGAUCUCCGCUGUCUGCCUGGGCUUCUUCGGUGCUGUUUUCGGACUGGUUGGGAUGAAGUGUACAAAAGUCGGAGGCUCCGAUCAGACUAAAGCGAAAAUAGCUUGUUUAGCUGGACUGAUUUUCAUACUCUCUGGGUUGUGCUCUAUGACUAGUUGUUCCCUGUAUGCAAACAGGAUUACGUCUGAGUUCUUUGAUCCUUCUUUUGUUGCACAAAAGUAUGAAUUAGGAGCAGCUUUGUUCAUUGGAUGGGCUGGAGCUUCGCUCUGCAUAAUUGGUGGCAGUAUAUUCUGCUUCUCAAUAGCUGAAACCAGUAAUUCUCCAAGGAGGGGGUAUGCGUAUAACGGAGCCGCAUCUGUGAUGUCUGCUCGUACAAAGGUCCACAACAGUGUCCCAGACAAAACCCCACCAAGGCACUUUGACAAGAACGCUUACGUUUAAUUGUACUGUUGGAAGAUUCAAAGCGUUUUAAAAACGAGUUUGUAUGUUUCAUUCAGAGUGAUUUCCCCUCCCCUCAGCCCCUAUGUACUUACUACUAAGACAAUGACUUUUUAACAUGUUAACUUGCAGCUUUUUACAUAUUGAUGUAAAUUUUAUUAUAUAGUAUUUUAAGACUGAUGUUGGUGUUGUAAAGUUUAUACCUGGAAAUCAUGAGCUGAUGUUGCUUUCUCAACAAAAAUAAACGAGGUAUUCACCAAUUC